Messenger RNA from Rhodotorula graminis WP1, 1221 nucleotides. RefSeq lists its product as uncharacterized. Gene Ontology annotation, cellular component: nuclear pore. Lineage: Eukaryota; Fungi; Basidiomycota; Microbotryomycetes; Sporidiobolales; Sporidiobolaceae. The coding region runs from base 1 to 1221 and encodes 406 amino acids. The transcript is spliced from 6 exons. Gene Ontology annotation, molecular function: structural constituent of nuclear pore. Gene Ontology annotation, biological process: nucleocytoplasmic transport. The record is from RefSeq and is a predicted model, not a curated record.
AUGUCGCUCUUCGGCAACACCUCGGGCGCACCGUCGUUCUCGUUCGGCGCUCCUGCGUCCACUCAACAACCCGCGACCUCUACCCCCGCACCCUCGCUCUUUGGAGCCGCACCAGCCGCCACCGCACCCGCAGGAGGCGGCCUGUUUGGCGCCCUAAAGCCCGCAGCACCCUCCCUCUUCGGCUCGACCUCGACCUCGGCUCCUCCUCCCGCACCCGGCGGUGGCCUCUUCGGCACGAGCGCGGCGGCACCAGCGGCGAGCAAGCCCGCCUUCUCGUUCGGCGCACCAGCACCAACAGCCUCGGCACCCCCGGCCACUGGCGGCCUGUUCGGCUCGACCGCGACGAGCCAGCCUCAGCAGCAGCAGGGCGGCGGCGGGCUCUUUGGGCAGGCGCCGCAGCAGACGGGCGGGCUCGGCGGCAGCUUGUUCGGCCAGCAGAGCCAGGCGCAGGGGGCGGGAGGGCUCUUUGGGUCGCAGCAGCCGGGUGCGGUACCUCAAGGACUCGGCGCCUCGACCGGCGCACCGGCAGCCGGCGCGAUCAGCAAGACGACCAAGUUCAACGACCUGCCCGACGCCGCGCGCAACGCUGUCGAAGAGAUCGACAAGUUCAUCCGGCAGCAGUGCACCCUCGCCGACGACCUCAAGGCCAAGGACCUCGGCAGCGACAUCGCCUCGACCCAGCGCAUGUACGAGCAGUACUCUGCUGAAGCCGCCACCGUCUCGUCGCUCCUGCAGAUGGACUCUCGCCUCCUGUCGGCCCUGCGCGCCGAGCUCGAGCAGUCGCUCACCGACCUGACCAAGACGACGCUCCUCAUCGAGGGCUUCAAGGCGCCCCAGUCGCCCAAGGCCCAGGAGGCCAAGCAGGUCGCCACGUUCCCGUACGAGUUCUUCCGGCGCAAGACGGACGAGAUGAAGGACCGCGUCGGGCGGUACAAGGCGACGAUGGACCAAAUCUCGGCCCUCCUGUCGUCCCCCUCGCACGCCCUCUCGCCCUCGUCCAUCAUCCCGACGCUCAAAGCGCAGCACGCGUCGCUCGUCAGCCUCGCGAGCGCCGUCUCGGCCCUCGACCUCGACCUCAAGCAACUCAAGGACGCGUACCGCGCCAUCUACCGCGACAAGACGGGCCGGCUCGCCGACCCGUUCAGGGUCAACGGGAGCGGGGCCGGGCUCGCAGGGGUCGGCGGCGUCGAGAGGGGCGUGGGAGGGAUGGCGAUCCGGUAG